GUCUCUGUCUUUGCCAUGGACGUCGUCUCCGGCCUCUGCUCCGCCUACCGGAUCAUCAACGGCGUCAGCAGCAGAAGCUUCGCCGUCUACCUCGUCGCGGCAUCGUCCCUCGCUGUCGCCGCCGCCGCCUUCUUCCUGCCCUCUUAUACAUCCGCCUUCUCACGCCGGAACAUCACCCUAUCCUCGCCCACCGUCCACGCCUGGCCUGAUCUGGAGGUGAGCUGGAGGAGCGCUUUGGCCACCGUCAUUGGCUUCCUGGGCUCCGCCUUCGGCACCGUCGGCGGCGUGGGCGGCGGCGGCAUCUUCGUCCCCAUGCUAAACCUCAUCGUCGGCUUCGACACCAAAUCUGCCGCCGCCCUCUCCAAAUGCAUGAUCAUGGGGGCGUCGGCCUCGUCGGUGUGGUAUAAUCUCCGGGUGGCGCACCCUUCCAAGGAAGUCCCCAUCAUCGACUACAACCUCGCCCUUUUGUUCCAGCCCAUGCUUAUGCUGGGCAUCACCAUCGGCGUCGACCUCAGCGUCAUCUUCCCCUACUGGCUCAUCACCGUGCUCAUCAUCAUCCUCUUCAUAGGCACUUCCUCAAGAUCAAUGUUCAGGGGCGUUCAGAUGUGGAAGCAGGAAACUCUCCUCAAGAUGGAGAUGGAGAAGCAAGUAGCGGCUCAGCAAUCGAAUCAAAAACAGGUGGAUGUUGACACCAAAUACGAGCCUCUCCUUCCUCAACCGGAGAAAACCACACUUGAGGUGUUGAUGUUCAACAUAAGGUGGAAGGGGAUCACUGUGUUGAUGCUGGUCUGGUUCACCUUUUUACUCCUCCAGAUUCUUAAGAGCAAGUCGGAAAGCUGCAGCCUUUUCCACUGGGUGGUAACCGUCGGCCAGUUUCCGGUGGCGCUGAUCGUGUUCGGGAAGAAGGCGGCAGAGUUGUGGAGGGAGAGUCGGUUGCGGCGGAUGCGAGGCAACUGGGAGUGCGUCUGCGAAGCCUCCAUCGAGUGGACGCCCGUGCAGUUGCUGUUCUGCGCAUUCUGCGGCCUCCUCGGCGGCACCGUCGGCGGUCUCCUGGGCUCCGGCGGCGGCUUCAUACUCGGCCCCCUCCUCCUCGAAAUCGGCGUCAUCCCUCAAGUUGCUAGCGCCACAGCAACAUUUGUGAUGAUGUUCUCGUCGUCUUUAUCAGUAUUGGAGUUCUACUUCCUCAAGAGAUUCCCCAUCCCUUACGCUCUCUACCUCAUUGCUGUGUCUGUGUUGGCCGGGUUCUGGGGCCAGUCCUUCGUCAGGAAGAUUGUAAAGAUCCUAAAAAGAGCAUCCAUAAUCGUCUUCAUUCUCUCUGCAGUCAUCUUCGCCAGUGCUCUAACCAUGGGAGUCGUUGGCACACAGAAGUCCAUUUCUAUGAUUAAACACCAUGAAUACAUGGGAUUCCUGAGCUUUUGUCAGAAAUAACUAGUUUUUUUUUUCUCAAGGUAAAGGAGUAAAUUGUCAGUAGAGACGCAGUCAGUGGUGGUUUAUACUUUAUACCUAGUUGAUCAGAUCAUGUCUUGUCUGUUUGAAUUUGUAGAUUUUAUUUUGAUUAGAAAUUCAUCAUUUCA
Messenger RNA from Zingiber officinale, 1574 nucleotides. RefSeq names its product sulfite exporter TauE/SafE family protein 4-like. Gene Ontology annotation, biological process: protein ubiquitination. The coding region runs from base 16 to 1428 and encodes 470 amino acids. The record is from RefSeq and is a predicted model, not a curated record. The transcript has 11 exons. Gene Ontology annotation, cellular component: Cul4A-RING E3 ubiquitin ligase complex; membrane. NCBI's taxonomy places the organism in Eukaryota, Viridiplantae, Streptophyta, Magnoliopsida, Zingiberales, Zingiberaceae.